UCUCCCCUGAUUAGCCUGUUGUUGGCCUCGGGUCGCUAAUCUUUUUCUGCCUGGGUGAAAAAGCUGGGAGCCUAAAGUGGGACGGGCAAGCAGGGGAAACUCUGGCCCCAUCCCGUUCUCCACUCCUAGUGCGCACUGCGACCCAUCAGACGUGGAACCUAAGGUGCGACAGGAGCACGCGCCUGCCGCUCCAAAGUACUCUCAGUGAGACGGUAAAAGGAGGGGGCUACCUUUUCACCAUAUACUGGAUUAUUUUACCCACUCAGUCUGUAAGCCUGUAGGUGGUUCAGCUGUCAUACGAGGACGUCUGGCUGAGCAGUGGAAAUCAAGGCACCACCCAUCAUGGUCAGAGUAUCAGUUACUGUCAUUGCCCUUGUGCCCCUCUUGUUGUGUGCAUGCUGGGCCAAGCCUAAUGGAUCAAAGAACAAGAAACCAAAGCAGAUUGUUCCAGAUAUAGAGUGCGACGUCAGGGCUGGAAAGAUCAAUCUCCCUGAGUUCAUUGUCAAAUGUCCUGCACAGUGCAAGGAAACCAGGCAGCAGGUCUAUGGAACCGGCGUGUUUGCCUCCAUCUCCAGCAUCUGCAACGCAGCCAUCCAUAGUGGGGUCAUCACUAACUCAGGAGGGAAGGUGAUUGUAAGGAAGAUGGCCGGGCAGAACAUCUACAAAGGCAGCAAUUCCAAUGGGGUACGCUCGCUGUCAUUGCCCAAGUGGAGGGAGUCGUUUGUCGUUGCAGUGGGUAAGCCAAAGAAAGGAGUCAUUUACCCAUCUACUCUGGACUACGUUCCUUCAAGACCAACCUAUGUGAAAACAGGUCAAAAGGAGGCCAAGUCACCUGCAGUCACCACGGCGCUGCCUACAACAGCAGCCCCUGAAGUCACCACCACCACUCCUGAGCCAACCACCACCACACACCCUCCCACUACCACCACCACUACAGCUCCACCACCACCUCCAACCACCAAGGCCCGGGCUGCUGUCCAUAAAAUCCGGGAUGCAGGAAGCAGUCACCCAUACCUUACUCACAUGGCUGCCACAAGUUCAAGACAGUCACAGACAGGCCCAGGAAAGAGUCCCAGUCAAGUAUUCAGAGGAGGCUCCUAUCCGAAUAGAUUCCCACACCGUGCAAGUGCAGGUAUGCGCAGACCAGAGGCGGGGUCAGCCAUCAGGAGGCAGCCAUCCUCUCCUGUUGGCCCAGCUUUCAACAGGGUUCAGCCUGCCCCACCAGAGCGGACUCAAACCAUGAGCCAGCCCAACCCUGCUUUUCCCAGAAGGGAUUGGCCACCCCCUUCUUUUGCUCGUCCUGAUUGGUUCCCUGGAGCCCGACGUCCAGCAGAUGUUAGUUACACAGGUCCAGACACAGGAUAUGCAUGGAGUGAGACGGACACACCUGAAUAUCCAGCUCGGGAUCACAGGCCUGAUAUCUCAGACUUUGAGCGCUGGUUUUAUAACUUUGGACCUUACCCCCCUCGAUCCACUGACUCAGAGGGCAGCAUUAAAAUGCCGCUGGAUCCAACCCAUACCAAAGUGGAGCCCGUGGAUGUCUGGAAACCAGAAGCAAACCCCUAUGAAUCCGGUUUCACUUUGAGGGAGCAAGACCCUGUACCCCGAACACCUGAGCCUGUGUCACAGGGAGACCCAAAUUGUAAGGUAGACCUUGCCUUCUUGAUGGACGGGAGUUGGAGUAUUGGGAAGCGGCGUUUUAAGAUCCAGAAGGACUUCCUGGCUGAGGUGGCACAGACCAUCAAUGUGGGUGUCGCGGGACCCAUGAUGGGCAUCAUCCAAUAUGGUGAUGACCCGAUGACGGAGAUCAGUCUGAGGACUUACUCCAGCUCCAAAGAAGUGAAGUCAGCCAUUGAUAAGAUUGUGCAGAAGGGGGGCCUCUCCAAUGUGGGAAAAGCCCUCUCCUACAUCAACAAGCAGUACUUCAGCGACGCCAAUGGCAACCGUGGAGGAGCUCCAAAUGUGGCCGUGGUGCUUGUGGACGGCUGGCCCACGGACAAGGUGGAGGAGGCCUCUCGACUGGCGCGCGAGUCCGGCAUCAACAUCUUUUUCGUCACCAUCGAGGGCCCUGACGACAGUGAGAAACAAAACCUCGUCGAGGCCAACUUUGUGGACAAGGCAGUGUGUCGGACAAACGGCUUCUACUCCCUUCCCGUGAACAGCUGGUUCGCCCUGAGGAAAGCGGUGCAGCCUCUGGUGAAGCGGGUGUGUGACACCGACCGGCUGGUGUGCAGCAAGACGUGCCUGAACGCCAACGACAUCGCCUUCGUCAUCGACGGCUCCAGCAGCGUGGGGACGGGCAACUUCCGCACGGUGCUGCAGUUCGUGGCCAACGUGACCAGGGAGUUCGAGAUCUCCGACACGGACACGCGGGUCGGGGCCGUGCAGUACACCUACGAGCAGAGGCUGGAGUUCGCCUUCGGCCAGUACGACAACAAGGCCGAGCUGCUGAACGCCAUCAAGCGCGUCAACUACUGGAGCGGGGGCACCAGCACCGGGGCAGCCAUCACCUACGCCGCCGAGCAGCUUUUCAGCAAAUCCAAGCCCAACAAGCGCAAGAUCAUGAUAGUAAUCACAGACGGGCGCUCGUACGAUGACGUCAGGGCGCCGGCGCUGGCCGUCCACCGCCAAGGUGUGAUUGCGUACUCCAUCGGCAUCGCCUGGGCUGCCCAGGACGAGCUGGAGUACAUCGCCACGGACCCCGACAAGGAGCACUCCUUCUUUGUGGACGAGUUUGACAACCUCUACAAAUUUGUGCCCAAGAUCAUUCACAACAUCUGCCAGGAGUUCAACUCUCAGCCCAGAAACUGAAGCCGGACGUGUGCGGGGAUGGGGGGG
This is a messenger RNA of Menidia menidia (Atlantic silverside), 2838 nucleotides long. The record is from the annotation of a GenBank genome assembly. NCBI's taxonomy places the organism in Eukaryota, Metazoa, Chordata, Actinopteri, Atheriniformes, Atherinopsidae.